Molecule: messenger RNA, 2674 nt
Organism: Amoebophrya sp. A120
Lineage: Eukaryota; Dinophyceae; Syndiniales; Amoebophryaceae
Source: the annotation of a GenBank genome assembly
AGUUGACGCCAACUUUCUCAGGUCCCACUUACCACACACUGUACAGUUCGACCAUAUUAUGUGAAAGAACAUUUUUCCUCCAUGAGAAGAUUCGUUUGCUUUUGUGAUUGAAAUUUUUUUUCGCACAUCCGUGGACUCUGCAGAGAAAAAACGCAUCAUGAACAUCGACGACCGGCGUGGUCUUUAUGGCAGCAAGGCCGAUCAUGCCCAGCAAGGCAAGAGCACCAUUGUUGGCGCAACGUCAGUACAACCUUUGACGAAAAUUCCCGCGGCUCAGGACGCGCACCCGACGAAUAAAUUCCAAAUAUCAGACGCCGACCUGAUCGCGAACCCGACGUGGCACAUUUUCUCCCCGACUUUAAAUCAAAGUUACGCUACGAGAAAUGCAGUAGAGGCCUAUCUUGCUGCGACGAACUACGAGGCUUUGGUGGAGGUUCCAGUUGAGAGCGCUGCAGUGGCGCCGCAAUUAUCGCGAUUCGCCUCGUUCAGCCCGGCGUCUCGAUGGUGCGACGCAGAGGUUGUCCAAGAUGAACCAGGGAGCAGUGCCAGUGCUGGCAAGGCUUCGUCUAGAGCCAGGGAUUUGGACGGCCUUUUGCAACCGCACGUGUCCCACGUCGUCUGGCUACCGCUGCGUGUGCCCGGCUACAUUGGGUCUGGCGGCUACAACACGGCCCGUUAUUUUGCGGUCAAUUUGUUGAAAGUUGUGCACGAGCAUUCUAGUGGUAGUGCGGAAAUCCACAAAGACGGAACAAAAACCAGCUCUGACCUCGAACGGGGCGCUGAAAAAAUGGAGACCUGUUCUCGGGACGCCUUCAUCGCCGAGCUGCUUUCCGGCAAAUUUCCGUCGAUGCUCCUGGGGAAGGAUUUUUGGGGACCUCGGAAGAAUGGCGCAGAUGGCCCUCGUGGGAAGCUACCGUCGAAACAGCAAGGAAAAAGUAGAGAGCGCAGUGUGAGGCGAGACGAAGCAAAAAUUGCAGCAUCCACUUUACGGGGAGACACUGGCACAGCCACGGUCCCGCAGGGCUUGCCGUCCGUCUCCACGAAAAACAACGAGAAGGGCAAAUCCCUACCGGUGUUACUUCUGGGGCAAGAGGAAAAAAUGAAGACUCUCUGCGUUGUCGACAACACGACGGACGAAAAAGACGACGAAGUCAGCCUUUCCUGCAUCGAAAUCGACGGGCCGAGCGGACUAUCCUCUGCAAAAGUAUCGUACUCGUAGUAAUUGCAGUUAUGCAUUACAAAUCUUUUUCCUACGGUCAAUCAGCAUUACAAAUUCCAUUUCUCAUGCUGAGGAAAUUUGUAAUGCAAUUCAUACUAGUAUUAAGCACGUUGCUUUUGCAAUGCAUACGGACCACAUAUCUUGCCCGGGGUUGGUGGGACGUAUCGCUGGAAGCCGAGGCCGCCGGAUUACGAGGUGGGAGAGGAGAUUGUCAUGGAUGUGGAUAGUACCAGUGGAGAUAGUGGCGAGCAGAACGGUGACCAUUCUGCGGAUGAGAAUAUGGAGGGUCGCGAAGAUGGCGGCGAUAACACGUCAGAUGACGACCACUCCGAAGACGGUUCUGAAGGAGAGAACACAACCGACGUCCACGUUCUCGAAACCGUGUCACGCCGGCGGCCCCUCCCACCCUUCGCGUUGCUGCUAGUUGGAGAUUUGCACCCGUUUUCCACUGUGAACACGCGGAAUACAAAGUCCUGGGACGUGCUGUACACGUUCGAAGCGACGACGUCCGACAAGAACUCCGUAGUGGGCAGCGGGACGAACAAGAAAUCUACUACCGAACCUGCUGUUGCAGUUGCAGACCUGGCAAAGAAACUGGCCGCGGUGGGGCUGCAUGAUCAAGGCAGCUGCACGGAGAAAAAUUGUGCACAAAAAUCUACUCCUGCUUUGUUACAACUGCAUGUGACCACCAAAAAGCCACCACCACUUCCUGAAAACGCGACUUCACGCCAAUUAGUGUUUGAUUCCCUAGAACGCGGGAUCUGCCUACUGGGUUUCAAUUGUCGAAAGGAGCGUCCCCCGAGGAAGAAACACGCCCUCUGUGCGACGAUGUCGAUUUUGUUGCCGAAGUGGGCGGAGGAGGAGCGGGCUAGUUCCGUCGAGGAGGUGAUUGGGGACAAAGUCAAGCUUUUUUGGUUCUUCGAUGUGUGUUUUGGCAAGUGGCGGAACGUUCCCUGGGGGGAUAUUUGUGAAUUGUGGUUGAAGAAGGCGGUGGUGGUGGAUGAGAGCAAAAUGCAGUUGGCAAGUUCAAAUUGUGCACCUUUUGAUACUGGACGAGGACGCACACGCACUGCAGAAGCCGAAGCUGUGCCACCGCCUGAUGAUGCGAACAAACCGAAGAAGGCGUUUAAAGUGCCCGGGAAGUGGGCGAAGUAUCUGGAUGGUUUGUGAAAGUGCUAUUUCACUCACUCCUGUGAAGGACAGGCAAUUUCAAUGAAGUUGAAGAGCAAAAGAUGACUCUCGUCAGGUGAAACAGAACCAAAUGCCCCGCUGGCCACUGUAGCGCGGGCUACAGAUAAUUGCGCCUUCACGAUGAAAGAACAAAGAAACACAGUUUAUUCCCAUCGCUUGUUUCGACCUACUGGUACUAGACGCGGUUUCGCAUCCUCACCGAAGAACCGAGGGUCAGUUUCUCUAUUGUAUGAUAAACUUCUCAGCCUUGUUGUGCACCUGUAC